Molecule: messenger RNA, 1635 nt
Organism: Rhinichthys klamathensis goyatoka
Lineage: Eukaryota; Metazoa; Chordata; Actinopteri; Cypriniformes; Leuciscidae
Gene: nkx2.3
Product: NK2 homeobox 3
Exons: 3
Coding region: 147-1085 (312 amino acids)
Biological process (GO): regulation of transcription by RNA polymerase II; cell differentiation
Cellular component (GO): nucleus
Molecular function (GO): RNA polymerase II cis-regulatory region sequence-specific DNA binding; DNA-binding transcription factor activity, RNA polymerase II-specific
Source: RefSeq, a predicted model, not a curated record
CGGGCAGAAGAACUGCCUUGUGCUGCCGGACUCCAAGUAAAACACACACAACAGUUUCACACCGACGAGUGGCGGUCCUCACCUCUCUUCAUGCAAAUCAAGCAGCCAUGACACAAUGGGAGAUUAAUCGACACAUUUAGCGCCUGAUGAUGCUUCCGAGCCCGGCUACAUCAACGCCGUUUUCUGUGAAGGAUAUACUGAAACUGGAGCAACAGUCUCGACACCUUCAAUCUCUGCAUCCGGAACUGCAGGACAGAUUUCAGGCACCAUCAUCCUGUUUUCUCGGAGGUGGAGACAGCCCCGGCUUCUCUGAGAACGAGGAGAAGAUGUCUUUUCUGAACUCUCUCUCCAUGCAGGAUAGUUUAGUGGAGAGCAGCCUUUCCCCUCCGAUGUUCGUCCAUCCGGGCCUGGGACACGUCGACACUAAACUUGAAGAUGAACUUGAGGACCACGAAACGAAAAGCUGCGGUGCCAUCCUCAGAUCCCCGGAGUGUGAGGGCGAGGCGCACUCGGACACGGAGCGCGCUCAGCGGCAGAGGACGCGUCGGAAGCCGCGGGUGCUCUUCAGUCAGGCGCAGGUCUUUGAGCUCGAGCGGCGCUUCAAACAACAGCGCUAUUUAUCGGCUCCUGAGAGAGAACAUUUGGCGAGUACCCUGAAACUGACAUCGACGCAGGUCAAAAUUUGGUUCCAGAACCGCAGAUACAAAUGCAAGCGACAGCGUCAAGACAAAACACUGGAAAUGGCAGGACACCAUCACCCGCCGCCGCCCAGGAGAGUGGCGGUGCCUGUCCUGGUCCGGGAUGGCAAACCGUGUUUAACGGGAUCGCAGAAUUACAACGCCACGUACGCGGUGAACCCAGGCCCGUACACAUAUAACGGCUAUUCGUCUUAUAACAACGCCGCUUACACAAACCCUUACAGCUGUACAUACCCAAGCCUUCCACCUCUCCCGGCUAACACAUCCACUAACGCGCUGAUGAGCAUGAGUCUGAACAACCUCGGAACAUAUUCUCAACCUCAAACAUCACAAGGGACCCCCGUGUCCGCGUGCCAAGGGACUCUGCAGGGGAUUCGGGCAUGGUAGUGCCAUUGCAACCCAGCCGUCUGUAAAUAAAUGACAACGUUACAAUAUACACAAGUUAGCCAUGUUUUAUAGGCCUAGGGUCGUGUAUAGUCUACCUUUUCAGUAUAAACAUGAGUGAAUUUCUUUCCAUGAUGGCUGAACGAAUGCACAUGAAUAUUCAUAGCAAUUUAGACCACCUAUUUGGACAACAUACUCCCUGAACAUUCGCGGGUCUAACUAUUAGACUGGCACCAUUGUAUCCAUACUCAGAGACAUUUGUUUUUUUUUUCAUUCAUUGCACUUACAGAUGAAAAGUUAUUACCUAAGAGAUGUUACGAAUAUUGACAAUCCGCUGUGUGUGAUGAUUUUGUGCAAACCCACAUUGAAAGAAUAAAAAACAGUAAACUUUAUUUUUAAAAGGUCCUGCUAAAAAUAUUUAGGCUAUAUUUGAAACACGGUUAUAUAAGAGUCUAGUUUUAAAGAACAUUUAAGUUACAACAUUUAAUUUUUAAAGAAGAGAGUGAGUGGUAGAAAUCAAAGACAUACAAAUCAAGACGCAAACAAAAGAAAA